AUGCCUCUCACCGGACACUGCCUCUGCAAGGCCGUUAAGUACUCAGUCGACAUCGACAAGCCGCUCGUGACGGGCUACGACCAUUGCGACGACUGCCAGCGCCAGACGGGCUCGACCUAUUCCCUCGUCGCCCUCGUCCCCAGGGACAAGCUCAAGAUCGACGGCCAAGUCAAGAGGUGGCAGGGCAAGGGCUCCUCGGGUAACGCCGUUUAUCGCGUCUUCUGCCCUGAGUGUGGCUCCCCUAUUGCUCACGAGCCCGACGCCAACAAAGCCGUAUCUGUCCUCAAGGCCGGCACCCUGGACACGAAUAUCAAGAAGAAUCUAAAGCCUGACACCGAAAUCUGGACCGCGGGAAAACUGCCGUUCUGCCAGGAGAAGUUGGCCAAGGCGUUCGAGCACAUGCCUCAGUAA
Molecule: messenger RNA, 411 nt
Organism: Hirsutella rhossiliensis
Lineage: Eukaryota; Fungi; Ascomycota; Sordariomycetes; Hypocreales; Ophiocordycipitaceae
Product: glutathione-dependent formaldehyde-activating enzyme domain-containing protein
Exons: 3
Coding region: 1-411 (136 amino acids)
Molecular function (GO): carbon-sulfur lyase activity
Source: RefSeq, a predicted model, not a curated record